Messenger RNA from Penicillium antarcticum, 2007 nucleotides. RefSeq lists its product as uncharacterized. Gene Ontology annotation, molecular function: DNA binding; zinc ion binding; DNA-binding transcription factor activity, RNA polymerase II-specific. The transcript has 4 exons. Lineage: Eukaryota; Fungi; Ascomycota; Eurotiomycetes; Eurotiales; Aspergillaceae. Gene Ontology annotation, biological process: regulation of DNA-templated transcription; DNA-templated transcription. The record is from RefSeq and is a predicted model, not a curated record. Bases 1 to 2007 code for a protein of 668 amino acids.
AUGUCAUUACAAAGCAAUUUUGGCUCCGUUUAUCCACUAGAUGUUGCCCCAGCGCAUGCGCAACAGAAGCCUAUGCCAGCUAGUGGAGCUUCUGCACAGAACAAGCCGAUUCGGCUGGCCUUAGCCUGUAAGCAGUGCCGAAAGCGCAAGGUUCGCUGUGACGCAGACCAGCCGAAAUGCCGUAACUGCAGCCUCAGAGGGGAUGUCUGUGAAACGGUCGAUCCCCGAAAGUCCAGCGAGCUCCCUGCCGUCCGCCGACGCGCCACAAAACGCUGGCAGUCGAAGGCUCCACAAAAGGUGUCGAAGGACCUGUCGCCGGCCCAGCCUUCACCAAAUACGGUUGCUCUAGGUGUAGUCAGCUCUAUAAAUUCUGUGCUUAACCCGACCGGCCCUGCUACGGACAGCUUGGUGGGUCAAAUUUCGCCGAGUGUGAGGUGCAUCUCGAGGAGCGCCGCCAUACCCGGGUCUACAUCGAGUUCGGCAUCCUCAUCGUGGCGCACGAAUCAAAGUGAGAGAUUAGGAGAAGACCACUUUUCAUGGCAGUCAAGGGCGUAUCAGGAGAGCACUGCUGCUCACGUUCAAGCAGUCACACCAGGGCAUGAUUUAACAAAGCAGGGCUCAGCCGAGACACCUAUGACACCAUAUGAGGAUGUGGUUACGGAUAGCACAGAAAGAGUUAAGCAUUUGGGCGCGAGUAGUGUACACUGCCUGUUCAAUUUCGUCGAUCUGCACCUGGCAAGUCUCCAUGGGCAUCUGAUUGCCAUACCGUACGUGACGAGCGUGCAAGCUCUAUUUGUUUUGACUCUUGCGAUGAGAUGUGUUGCUAAGGAUGGCCAAGCAUGGCAUAUCGCCGGUCAUGCAGCCCGUAUGGCCCAGUCUCUUGGACUGCAUAAGCCGGCUGCGACAACAUCCUCUACACAGGGCUUUACUCUUGGUCGCGAGCCUGAAACACUGCAUGAACGGCUUUGGUGGUCUUGUUUUGCUUUAGAGAAGCUAAUGCAGCUGGAGUGCGGCAGACCAUCCAUCAUUGAAAGAAGCUAUGAUUCACUCUCUGUCUACUAUACCUUCGACCAAAGGUCGGGCCAGAGUCUCCCAUACUUCAGGUCAUGGGUCGCGUUGAGUAGCAUCAUGGGUCGGAUAUCUAAUUGUCUGUACUCGCACAGGUUUCAGGGCGGAUCUGCUGAGAUGCUCGGCGUGGUCACAAAACUAGACCAGGAGCUCUUGGAGUGGGCAAGCUUGCUGCCGGAUCCGCUCAAGCCUUGGAGUACAUCUACGGAGUGUGCCAGAGAUGAGCAGAAAUUAAUUGCGACCUUUCUUUCACAACAGUACUACCACGCGCAGCUCAGUGUCAUGCGUGUUGCGGUCAUCUUCCCACAGAAAAGUCUUGAGCGAGAGGUGAUGAAGAACAAGAACGACUUACCAAAUUAUUUUCGGCUCUUAGACGGCGCAUCAAUCUGCGCAAAUGCGGCACGAUCAAUUGUGGCACAGUCGCUUCACCUAGCUGACAGUCGUUUGCGAUCAAUGCUCCUCGCAGCCUCUCCUACUUAUCUAGCCGCAGUAGUGCUUGCUCUCGGUGUCCUACAACAACCUAGCAGCAGGCUUGUCAGAUCCGACGUUGAGAUUUUAGCAUCUGCCACUGAAUUUGUUGAGAGUUGGUAUCUUCAUCGAGGCUUCAGUUUUGCUUUUACUCAGACAUGCACUCAACUGCGGGAACGAGUUGUGUCCAUCUUCAAACGGCCCGACAGCAGCGUUCAAGAUCCUCAAACAGAAACCACAGCCCUGUACGGGUUUGAGACAAUCGCCGGCCAACAUCGCUGGCCAGACGCCACAAGAUCAAUUAAUCAUUCGCUGCCCUCGGGAGGCCAGGGUCCCCAAGGCUUUGAAGCUUCAGAUGCAACUAAAUUGAGUGCCGACAUCUUUGGGAACUUUGAAUUUGAAGACCUCUGGACCAUGACAGAUUUGGACCUUACGAUACAUCACGAGAGACCAUCUAGCGUUGAAACUUGA